This is a messenger RNA of Pocillopora meandrina, 531 nucleotides long. NCBI's taxonomy places the organism in Eukaryota, Metazoa, Cnidaria, Anthozoa, Scleractinia, Pocilloporidae. The record is from the annotation of a GenBank genome assembly.
AUGGACCUUUUGAGCCUGUCCUUCCGCGGGUCAUCUGCAACCGAGCUGAAUAACCGUUUGCCUUGGAGGCCGACACUAGAGAGAAAGCUUACUUCUUCAGAAGUAUUAAAAACAUCAGGAACACGCUCUUGCAGUCACAACCACCAAUUUGAAAAAAGCGUCGGCGUGCAACUUCCAGAUAUUGUUAUGACAAAACGACCAAGAAUGACAAGGACUGCAUGGAUAGGAAACAUGACACAGAGUUGCAAAGACGAUGGACUCGUGAAGUUAGACAUCAUUAUCUCCGAAAAACAAUUUUGCGAAGGAGGAAAUCUUCCUAAAGGCUGUAUUCGUAAAACAAUGCCUGUGAAUUUUCAAAGUCGAUACAAAGAGACUGAUAGAGUGUGUACAACACGCCCUUUGGUAUCUUCCAGCUAUCAGCAAAAAUCGAAGGAAAUUCAACAGUUUAUUGGCAAUUCAGAGAAAAACUAUGACAGUCAUAAGGAAAAAGCCAUUUUGUUACAAAACUGGAUUAUUAGCCAACGAACUUAA